Lineus longissimus is the source of this 3246-nucleotide messenger RNA. RefSeq lists its product as uncharacterized. The transcript has 13 exons. NCBI's taxonomy places the organism in Eukaryota, Metazoa, Nemertea, Pilidiophora, Heteronemertea, Lineidae. The coding region runs from base 314 to 2980 and encodes 888 amino acids. The record is from RefSeq and is a predicted model, not a curated record.
ACACGAUGUAAAUACGCGAGCUCGUGGUUGCCUUUAAAAAAAGGCCAUUUCACCGAAUCUGUCAGUAAAUAACUCUUUUUCCCAGCCUUGGCGAUCGCAAAGAAUUCAUAUAGCUGCUAAAAACUCUCUACUCAAAUGCAUAGCAUUGCUAGAACCCUUUAAUUCUAGAAAAAUGUGUUUUAAUUUUGCGUACAAUAUACUUCCUCAAUCAGAUAUGGGGCGCCGUAUGUGACAAAAUUGUGACAGUUUCAAAGCACCGAUUUGUGGCUGUCAAAGCACUUGAUUUAGGAGCCCAUAGGAACUUGUCGUAAAAAUGGCUGCUGAAAUAAAGCACUUGAUUGGACAACUUGAAAUUCUUACCGAUGAAGAACGUGCCUGUCAUGUCACGCGAGAGAUAGUGCAGUUUAUAAAAUCACGCCCCGGAGACAAAGUAGACCUAACUGACAAAUCGAUCAAAAAUUGUGCAAAAUUGCUCCGUUUGACUGUCAAUAACAAACUGCGUUGCUUGAUAUUUUCUGUUCUUGGGGCCUGCUGUUCCGAUACUGACACCAUGAAACGUUACCUGCGGACAGAUAUUCAUCAACCUUUGAUGAGGACCUUACAGCAUCUUAUCAAGACUCCAUGGGGACAGCGUGGGUCAAACACAAAGUGUCAAGAGGAACUCCUGCUGGAUCAAGCAUUAACUCUGUUGCAUAAAUUAGUAUCAGUUAUGGAAGUUAGCAAAGACCCGGGGCCAAUGGAAGAAUUGAUCAAAGAUGGCGUAAUAAAUCGUUUAAUGGACCUCCUUGAUGAUAAUAAUUCUCCGCUGUUACAAUAUUCGGAGGCUGCAAGACUGCGUCUUGAGGAAUUAAUAUUGCGGAAGCAUCUUGUUGGUCAGAUAAUGGCGUGGGAUGAGAAAGACGUUGUGGAGUUCUGUGAGAAGUUUGUAAGAGGCAGCACGAAACUGUCCUUGUCGUGUUGCAAAAGUGGCAAGCAAAUGACUCACUUAUAUGACACGACAUGUGCUGAUGUUGACUUGGAUGUCCAAAAGGAGCAUAUAGAUUCUGGGGUAGUUUGGCACAUGACGCAUGCAGACAUUUUUGAGAAGGCUGAAGAGGAGGGUACAGGGGAUGCCCAGAAACUAUCUGAUGCUUCCAUAGAGCAAAAGGAGUGGAUAGAUGUGUACCCAGUAUAUGUGGAGGAUGGAGGACAUUUCUGGGCACAUAUUGGAGGACCGAACACCCUGACAAAAGUCGAUACUAUACAGACUAAAUUAGCCACUUUACCAGCAAGCUGUCGAGAAUAUCUUCGAAAAGAACCCCCAGUCGGUAGUUUUGUGUGUGCUGUUUAUACCGGUAAUGACUAUUGUGAUGGACCUCUCUACUUUCGCGGGAUUGUUCUAGAAGUGAAUGGGGAGAUUGCCAACGUCUUUGCUCUCGAUUAUGGAUUUCGUUACGAGGUGGCAUUCCGGGAGCUGUGUUAUCUCUCAGGAAAGAUGAAUCUUGGGGGAGUUCCACCACAGGCCACACUCUGUUCUCUCCAAGAAGUUCAACCUUGCCCUGUCAGCAGUCAGUGUUUGAAGAGCAUCCUUGCUAUACUCUGUUACAUUCUGGCCUUUCAACCUUCAGUGCAGCCCUUUGUCCCCAAGGGUGGUCUCCAGGUUUUGUACGGUUUAUGCUCUGCACCUGAUCUCUCCAUUAGCUGUAUGGCGAUCGCCGCCGUGUCGAAUAUUUCGAUACUCUUCCACAUGCGCAAAAAGAUUGCCACAACAACAUUUCUGCACCUAUUCAUCAAAAGAUGUGCCCACAUUGACCCAAGGUCCCCAGAUCGCAUGCAAAUACAGCUUCUGCUGACAACUUUAGGGGCAGUAAAGAACUUGCUGUUCUACUGCUUGGAGGCUCGACAUAAGUUCAUCAAGCAGGGAGGUGUUGAAGUGGUGAUGGCAAUCGCCAAGAAAGCCGACAGUAAGAAUAUCAAGAGCGGUGCUGCAGCUGUAAUGAAGGUGCUGGUUGGCAGCAGUGUUUAUGAAGAGAACCCUGUGGAGGAGGAAGAGACGGUCAUGUCGGCACCUGUAGCUCAGAAACCAGUGGAAAUCAAGCCAGAAAUGCCAUCAGAUGACGGAAGGGUAUCGAGAGAUUUCCAUCGGCGGUACAGCUCGGAUAGGAACAGGAGUCGAUCACGUCCCUCCCUUGGGCGUGAGGCAUCGCUUGGUAGAGACAGGCUGAGAGAAAAGCGUAACUGCUCCAGCGAUGAAGAGGAGAUUUUAAAUAGAUCUGAUGGAUGGGGUGCAGCAUCUGGAGAAGAGACAGAUGGUGAGAUGAUCAUCAGCUCCCAACCAGGCACACUUGCUGCUAAUGUGAAACUGCAAGUAGAUGUUAUCCCUGUCGAUGCAGCUCUGAUGGACAUUGGCAACAUCCUCUACUACAUUCAUGAAAGGAUGGUUAAGUUCAGUAAUGACGAAACCCAUGAGAUAAGACCAACCCUAUCGACUGAAAAAGCAUCAGCGGACGCCAUCCAGAGGAUUAUGUGCUCAUUUCUCAACAAUGGAAAAGGUGGCAGCAUCUUCUUUGGUGUUGGAAGGAACCGGGAGGUGUUUGGGAUGAGAUUGACACGAGUCCAGAAGGACGAGUUCCGCCUCGGCAUUGACAGACUAAUGGAGCGAUUCCUCCCAGUCGUCUCCCACAGAAUAUGCAGCGACAUCACUUAUUCGCCGGUGGUUGACACUAUUGGUCACGAAGAUGCUAUGACAAGGAAGCAGAUACCAAACUUAUAUGUCAUUGAGAUCAGGCUUGAGAAGCAGACAUCUACAGUGUAUACUCUCGCAAAUGGGAAGUGCUACUUCAGAUACGGACCGAACACAGUGCAAGUCUCUACACAGGAAAUUCGCCAACGGGCCAUUCUGCAGGAAGAGGCCCGCCAUCGAGAUGAGAUCACCAUGCUGAGGAGAGAACUUCAUUCGUUGAGAAAGAUGAGAGGAGAACACUCGGAACUCGAGAAAUGAGAGGCUGUGGUGCUUGCAAAAACACAAUUUGUUUUUCCAGUAUUGUCAAGACAUGCCAUGGAGUGCUGCAUGACCAUGGGCGAAUGGCCAGUAUGCAGCUUUAUCUUGUUCAGUUUCAGUUAUCAGGCUCACUCUGCCAAAAGUGCUACUAUUUCAUGUACAUGUUUGCUGUGUAGAAUCAUUGUGAACAAAAGAAUAUUGUAUGAACACUCCUGUGCUCAUUUUCAAAGGUAGCUUACUAAUAAAUGUUUGGUAUCUAAAUUUUU